Messenger RNA from Cetraspora pellucida, 122 nucleotides. The record is from the annotation of a GenBank genome assembly. Lineage: Eukaryota; Fungi; Glomeromycota; Glomeromycetes; Diversisporales; Gigasporaceae.
AAGGAGGACAAGAAGAUGAAGAUUUAUUCUAUAAUCCCUGGACUGAAGGCAUUACUGAAAAGAACCCAGCAGCCUAUAUUGCUCUUACUGCUAAAGUUGAGAUUCAACCUUCUACUAUACAA